Molecule: messenger RNA, 2160 nt
Organism: Gasterosteus aculeatus aculeatus (three-spined stickleback)
Lineage: Eukaryota; Metazoa; Chordata; Actinopteri; Perciformes; Gasterosteidae
Gene: map1lc3b
Product: microtubule-associated protein 1 light chain 3 beta
Source: RefSeq, a predicted model, not a curated record
UCGAGCUCGUCCUGAUAACAACACAGCAAGAAGAAGGAAGCAGCGACAUCACACCGUCACUAAACUGGUGUCCUUUACUCAGUGUUUUACCAACAAGCUCCCAGCACAGAAACAGUUUCAUCAAAUAUUUUUUAUUUAUUUUAUAUAUAGUUUACGCUUUGGAUCCAGCUGCUACCUUCGUUUUCGUUAACUGCCUACUGGUUGACUUUGACGCAACAUGCCUUCAGAAAAAACCUUCAAACAAAGAAGGACCUUCGAGCAGCGGGUGGAAGAUGUCAGACUGAUCCGAGAGCAGCACCCCAACAAGAUACCGGUGAUCAUUGAGCGGUAUAAAGGAGAAAAGCAGCUUCCCAUCCUGGACAAGACCAAGUUCCUGGUGCCGGACCACGUCAACAUGAGUGAACUCAUCAAGAUCAUCAGGAGGCGCCUCCAGCUGAACUCCAACCAGGCUUUCUUCCUGCUGGCCAACGGUCACAGCAUGGUGUCCGUGUCGGCUGCCAUCUCCGAGGUGUAUGAGCGGGAGCGGGACCAAGAUGGCUUCCUCUACAUGGUGUACGCCUCCCAGGAGACCUUCGGCUCUAACGUGACCGCCCAGUGAACGGCUCCCCUUCUUCUACCACCUGGCAGGCGAUUGAACAAUUGUAGUUUUUAGCCCUCCCCCCCUCUCUGUGUCUCUUGCCACAAACCUCUAGUCUUUACUGUAAGAACUAAAACACAUAGUGCUUAAUCUAAACGCGGCAUGCAGUCAUUUGCAGCUGGACUCGGUUCGGGUUGUGAUCCAUAGUGCGACCGCAGUGAGCGAGCUACUGUUUGUGUGCGGAUCAUAUCAUAUACUCCCCAAAUCACAGGAGUGCUGAUCUGCACAGUUUUGAGUAGAGAAAUCCCCCUAAAUGUGUGUGUCUCCGUUUCCUUUAACGUCCUCUCCGGUGGGUCACGUCCGCUGUCGUGGCAACGUACCGCCGGUCGUUUUUCCGCGUUGUAGCCGCGCGCGUCCUCGGCUGCAUUUAUGUUCAUGCGCAUACACAUUUCAGGUAGUGCAUAAAAGUGUCACGGCUCCACCACUUGUCUAUAUACACAUUGGCCCAUGAUCAAAGCCGAGGUAAAGCGCGAGGUUCACAACAGAAAGACGAGAGUUUGAGGGUCUUCGUGUUUUUAUUGGAGCUUUUUAUUGCAGUGCGGAGGCGACGCUUCUGAAGUUUUAGUUUGGAUCGUAGUAUUUUUGCCAGAGAUAAAUUCCAAAUGAAGUAGAGAAAAUCCCUUGUGUGUCCCGUCACAUUCUCUAUAUGGUCCUUUUAGCACCGUUUUUUAAUUAGUUUUUUUUAUCCCUUCCCGCCAUGUAUCUUCACUGUAACAGAACUGUGGGGGGGGGGAUUUGCUUUUGCUCUGGAAACGGAUGAUUGUAGUUUGCAACAAAACAAAAUGAAAAAAAGCCUUUGUGUACAGAUAUUAUAAACUUUACAGCUUUGAAUAUAACGGGGGUUCCAUAAGAGUGUAACCAAGUUGACUUUGGACACGCUACAGGAGCAGGGUCUGAUUGCAUGUGCGAAUGGAGGAUGACAAUAAGGGGUUUCUUUAAAUUCUGACGAGGGGAAGGGGGGUGGGGGGGGUUGUCAUUUCCUUUCCACUUUUAAGUCCUUUGUCACAAGUAUUUAUUAAGGUGAUGAAGAAAUGGAGGGAAGUCAGACAGACAGUGAAUCGGGCGCCGGUCGACGCGCGUCGUAUCUGGAGGUCCGUCCAUCUUGUGUUUCCCAGAGCCGCUGUUCACCAUCCAACCAGCGUCCGCCGGCCCUGUGGGGGCCGUUACAAGGGCUGCAGGAUAUAUUGUCCCCUUUAUAGAUGGGCCUCCGCACUGUGCUGUGCUUUUAUAUAUUGCGUUAUCUCAUCAUUUUUGGUUCCUUUUUAUGCAAUGUGCGUUUUAUUUCACUGUACAACGUGUCCCUUCUCUUCGCUGUCCGUGUGGUAUGUGACGUUUCCCCACCAGUGAAAGCCACUGUGUGCUCGUUACAGAGGGGUGGAGCGUUUGUUCCCGUGGUCUUUUCUGCCUGCUCCUCGGUUUCACACACACACACACGCAUAUCCACACACAGCAAAAUCACACAGCCUCUUCUUAGGUAUUUAUGUUGGUAUUUUGUAAACAAUAAAAGAAAAAAAAAAAGUUCA